Kwoniella mangroviensis CBS 8507 is the source of this 1479-nucleotide messenger RNA. RefSeq names its product Sua5/YciO/YrdC/YwlC family tRNA threonylcarbamoyl adenosine modification protein. Bases 1 to 1479 code for a protein of 492 amino acids. Gene Ontology annotation, molecular function: double-stranded RNA binding; tRNA binding; nucleotidyltransferase activity. The transcript has a single exon. Gene Ontology annotation, cellular component: cytoplasm. Gene Ontology annotation, biological process: regulation of translational fidelity. NCBI's taxonomy places the organism in Eukaryota, Fungi, Basidiomycota, Tremellomycetes, Tremellales, Cryptococcaceae. The record is from RefSeq and is a predicted model, not a curated record.
AUGGCCAACACACCAAUCUUACCAUGUCUCGACUUCCCUUCCAUCCGCAUCACACCCUCUUCGUCCUAUUCCCACCAACUCGACUCGCCCAAAUUCGAAAUCCCUCCAACCAUCUUACCUCACCUCGAAACCGCUUCUAGACAUUUACACAAUCAUCAAACAGUCGCCCUACCUACCGAGACAGUCUACGGUCUAGCUGCAUCUUCCCUCGAUCCAGCUGCUAUCCAAUCAGUAUACAGAAUCAAAAAGCGUCCUGCCGACAACCCAUUGAUCAUCCAUGUAUCUUCCUUAAACAUGUUACGUCAAGUCAUCCCGAGGGAUUAUCAGAUAUCCGAGUUAUACAUGGCUCUAAUCACUUCAUUCUGGCCUGGACCUCUAUCAUUGUUAUUCCCAGCUAUAAAUCCUCCACCAUCACCUGCUCCUCAGACUAACGCUAUUCGAAUGCCAUCUCACCCUUUGGCUUUGGCAUUGAUACAUAAAUCGAAUUUGCCUUUAUCGGCUCCCUCGGCUAAUUCAUCUGGAAGACCCAGUCCGACACAGGCUCAACACGUGUAUAAUGACUUGAAUGGAUCAGAGGGAUUGGGAUGUAUUUUAGAUGGAGGUGAUUGUGGGGUUGGAGUGGAAAGUACGGUGAUCAAUGGACUAGGAUGGAGGAAAGGUGGUGGAGGGACUGUGGACGUCCUGAGACCUGGUGGAUUGGGGAUCGAGAGGAUCAAAGAGGUUGUUGAAAAGGUUGAUGGAAGGGAAGGUCUAACGAGGAUACUGUUACAUGGUAAACCUUGGAUAGCGGAUAAGUCUCAAGAGCGAGGAGAACAAAGUUCUACGAGGAUACCCAAAGAAGAGGAUGGACCGAAGAUAAAUGGUAACUCAGAAUCAUCAGUGAUCGAAAAAGUCAAAUCUAUCGCUCUACCACCUUCAACGCCAGGAAUGAAAUAUCGACAUUAUUCACCACGUGUUCCUGUAUAUCUUUUAAAACCCAAUACCAUAUUUCCUCGUCCUGAUAAUCUCCCACAACACGCUGAAUCGUCUGCUCAGGCAGUAUUGAGACAGGUAUCUGAACGUACGAUCUCAUCGUCCAGUGAAAAAGGAAAGAAGAGAAUAGGGGUAUUGCAUUUUGACAAUUCUCCUCUGUACUCUCAGUUAUCCAGUUCGGUGGUUGAGGUGGAAGAUACUCAUUUGAUACCUGAAUCGCUAGGGCAAGACGCAUCAAGUGCAGCUCAAAGGCUAUUCGCAGGUAUGUUGACCCUCGAACGCAUACCGCCGAAUCAAGAUGAAGGAGAUGGGAAAAUGGGAGUGGACGCGAUUGUAAUCGAGGGAUGCUCAGAUGAAGGGCUGGGAUUGGCAGUCAUGGAAAGAGUCGCGAAAGCCGUCGGAGGAGGUGGGGUUGUUGGUGAUGUGAAGGAUGAUGAAGUCGGGAAAAGGCAGGGAGGAGCGGCGGAAGGGAAUACGUUUUGGGUGGAUGUCACAGGAGAUAUAUGA